Protobothrops mucrosquamatus (brown spotted pit viper) is the source of this 5566-nucleotide messenger RNA. RefSeq names its product testis and ovary specific PAZ domain containing 1 (gene TOPAZ1). Gene Ontology annotation, biological process: spermatid development; spermatocyte division. The record is from RefSeq and is a predicted model, not a curated record. The annotation marks the transcript as partial. The transcript is spliced from 16 exons. NCBI's taxonomy places the organism in Eukaryota, Metazoa, Chordata, Lepidosauria, Squamata, Viperidae.
AUGGAAACCCAAACUGGACAGACAACAUCUGUUAUAGAUAACUCUGAAAAAAAUGAGAGUGGGGCCACUGAUCAAUCCUUCUCUUUGCUGAUUCCAGUAAAAUAUCAUAACUUAAGUAAGCAAUACAUUUCUACUUCUGAAGCAGUCAUAAAAGAUAAGGAUCAGCGGAACCAGAAUUUUGUCUCUGACGAAAGGGAGAAGAAAAGUUGCCAUGAUACAGACACUAUGCCGGUCAGCUGUAACUACAUUCUAGACAUUAAAUUGAAAGAUGAGGCUUUGACAAAAGGAAGAGUUUCAAAGAAGAGAGCAUCAAGUGUGAGGAAAAGAGAGCAUGAUGUUGCUUUGCAAAAUACACUGCAAUCAGAGGAUAAGAAAAGAAGGCGUAGGAGUUCUUCAUUGGAAGUGGGAUCUCAAGGAGAUGUCAUAGAAAAAAGAUAUACUAAUUCUUUACUAGAACAUGAACAAAAAAUCCAAAGUUUCACAAAAAAUCCAAAGGAUUUAAAGAAAUGCCAGCAUCCCUUGGUAAUGAGAGAAUUACAUAAGGAGACGAAAACUUUAACUGAAAAGGAUGGGACUUCAGUAAUAAUUGAUUUAAGCUCUGAAAAAGAAUCAAAUUUGCAGAAAAACCAUAAUCACUUAGCCUCAGAAUCAAGACUUCAGCAUAAAACAUGGAAUUUUAGGAAGAGGAUUAAAUCAGUUUGGCCAGAACAAAAGCAGAACAAAAGUCAAAGAGUAAAGAGAAAUCUAACUGAGAAGCAUGGUACUUCAGCAAUGAUAGAUUUAGGGUCUGAAAAAGGACCAGGGAACCUGCAGAACAGCCAUAGUUGCACAGUCUCACAAUUUGAGCAGAAAACAUGGAAUUUUAGGGAGAGGAUUAAACCAGUUUGGUCAGUACAAAAGCAGGACAAAAGUCAGAAAGUAAAGAGAAGCAUAUGUCGGUUAGAAUGUAUCAUACAGAACAUAACUGCAUUAAAAUACAGAGAAAGGAAUUUCCCCAAAUCACAUGUAUGUGUAAAGUACCCAGUUAGUGUGAUGUCUGAAAANAGCCAUAGUUGCACAGUCUCACAAUUGAGACUUCAGCAGAAAACAUGGAAUUUUAGGGAGAGGAUUAAACCAGUUUGGUCAGUACAAAAGCAGGACAAAAGUCAGAAAGUAAAGAGAAGCAUAUGUCGGUUAGAAUGUAUCAUACAGAACAUAACUGCAUUAAAAUACAGAGAAAGGAAUUUCCCCAAAUCACAUGUAUAUGUAAAGUACCCAGUUAGUGUGAUGUCAGCUGCUAUGUCACAUUUUUCAAGUAACUCUAUAGAAGGAAUAGAGAGUCUAAUGAAAAAUAUCAGGAUGAAUUUUGUAAAGCAAAAAGAACUGACUGUCUCAAAAUUGCAGAAAAGUAUAAAAGCUUCAGAUGAAAAUAGGCAAGAUUUAUUGCAUUCUAUAGCAGACUUUGAGGAAAAUAAAUGCAGAAGUAAUAUAGAAGAAGGAAUAAAUAGGAUGGUAACACAAAUAUUUUCAAAAUCAAAAAUGUAUACAAGUGAUGGUGAAAAGCAAAGUUGGAAGUCAGAAAAAAGUGUUAUAGAGAUCCUGGAAUAUAGCCAGUGGAUUUCAGAGAAGAAAAUAACUAAAGAACAAAUGGAUUGUGUACCUAAAGCGGAAUUGUUGGUUACUAAAACAGAGGGAACAAUUAAGGAAGAGACAUACGGAAAGAAUGAAAUUGUGUCUUCAACUGAUCUUAAAAAGGAAAUCAAAACAUCUAGAGAGGAUAUCCUUGACAUUUUAAGUAGACAAUAUGGAAGGCUGCCACAUACAAUUCUGAAUACUUUAAAGGACUGCAAUAUAGAGACAACAUUAGAACAGUCUGCAUCUCUACUAAUAACUGAGGCAAUUGAGAUCAAGAACAACAAUUCUGUUAGACUUUGCUUUUGGAAGCAGACUAACAAAUAUUGUAAUGCUAUUUUUUCUAUCACAAAUAUUACAUGUCCAGAAAAUUUUGACAUAAGAAUACUUGAAAAGAAAAUUGAAAAAAGCGCAUUGGUGAAGUAUCAGAAUGAAAGAUUUGAAUGGCUUCCUAUGUAUAAUAUUCCGCCCUGCAAAAAGAGUCUAGUAGUAAAAUCAUUUGAUUGUUAUUACAUUAAGACGUUGUUACAACCUAUAGAUAUUGAGUCUCAAAGCUAUAAAAUUAAUUGUGGAUCUCUGCAUAGUGCAUUUGAUCAAGGAAAAUCCCUAUCUUCUAAGGGUAUGGGACAGAAUGAACUUGGUAGUAUCUCUAAUGUAAUCACACAAAAAGAUGUUUUAGUUUCAAGAGAAAUGUUCCAACAUACUAAAAGUCAAAAUGGAAAGCGAAUCAAGGAAAAUAAAUUGUCCAUGGAUUUUAAAAAGCCAAGCAAAAAACUAAAAAUGCCAGAGGACCUAGAAGAAUCGUCAGUCAUGAAAGUUCUCAUAAAUGAGGAUAUUUCCACUGAACAUGGAAUACCAAUAGAAGAUAAUACUAUUGCCAUAGAUUCUGCAAUAGUUUCUGAAAAACUAGAUUAUAGUGAAACAAGUAUCUUACCUUUACUUGAUUACAUACCUGAUUUAAGUCUGGAACUGUCUUCUCAAAAUCAAGUUGCCACUAUGUCUAACAAUAAAACAGCAGACCAAGAGCACUUCGUUACAUAUGAUUACAGUAUUUUUGAAAAUUCGGUAGUUCUUGAAACUGACAAGAAUAAAUUAAAAGAAAUGGAGGCAUUUGUUGACUUCAGUAAAAUGGAUAAAAAGAAAUCCAUAGCGGAGACACUGGAUAGUGAAAAAAGUAUGAUCUGUAAUAGUAAUGCCGCUCCUUAUAAGAAAAGAAAAAGGACAUGUAAUAAAAAAAUAAAUAAAACUGAUCGGAAACCACAACUGUAUAGCUGUCAAAGAGCAAUCCCAAUUAGUAGUAAAAAUAUAUGGCCUCAUGGAUCAUGCGCAAGAACAUCCUUGUGGAUUCGUAAAAAUUAUGCAUUAGAUUCACGAAGAGGAUAUUUAGAAGGUAUUGAUUCAGUAACAAAAUGCAGCAAAUUGAAGGUCCGUAAACCAUUGGUAGAUAGUAAAAUAUCUAUAAAUACAAUAGAAUGUGUUGAAAGUCCACUUUCAGACGCAAUAUUGCAUAUAGGCAAGACACUUUCACCUAUUACUGAGAAUAGAUUUUCUUCUAAUGGUAUGAAAAGAUCUAAACAAAGUACACUUGAUACUAAAAUUAUAAAAUCAAAAGUGAUUUUGAAUUCAUUAGGGAAAGAAGCCAAAGGAAAAAAUAUAAAUAUUCAUAAUGACUCGUUUGCAGGCAUUAGGAAAAAGAGGACAGAUAAUCGAAAAGCAUCACUUACCAAAAAAAAACCAGUGCUGAAAAAUGUGACAUCAGGAAAUUUGUCAAACUUCAAAAUUUCUUUACUUAAGGAUAAAGAUAAUUUUAAAAAACUAGAAACUGAAACAUCAUCCGAAAAAGAUACUUGCAAUUCUUCAAAUGUUUUAGAGAAUGCUCUUUCUCUAAAAGAAGCUAGAAUUAAACAGACUUCAUCUGACAAAAAUUCUAGUUCACAAUUUCAAUCUGAACAGGAGAAUUAUAAGCCUGCACCGGAAAAAUACAUAACUCAAUUUAACAGUGAUAUUUCUGAAAACUUUUCUAAAAAGAGAAGAAUUUGUAAUACUUUGGGGAGUACAUCAUAUGAGAAUAAACUAGAAUCACCAACUUUGAAUGCUACUCCUUUCUCUUCGAGAACUGGAAAUAUAGAUGAGCAAAUGCUAAAUUCUGCUUUGGCCUCAGAAACUAUUAAAGUUAACGUUAACAAGUUGGCACAGGACAAAGAUGACAUUUGUGCAGAUAUUCUGAAGGCUUAUGAAGAUGAUAUUCUUAUAAUUGAUGUUAUUCAAGAUGAUCCUGAUCUGUUUGGAGAUAAUAAACAAGAAGAUGACUAUGCAAAGAUUCAUAAUACUAAAAACAUUUAUACCAGUGUUUUUUCAGAAAAAAAUCCGGAAUGGAAAUUGAAAUCAUCUCAACUUCCAAAAAGCAAGCAUUUGAAAUGUAUUAGAGACAGCUUCAUUCAAGAUUAUGAAACACUGAAAUUGGAUGAAAAUACUAAUGGUUUGGUGCUUCAAGGAGGAAUAUCAGAAUCAUCUCCUGCAGAUGGACAACUGUCAGAACCGAAUAAACUUACCAAAGAUAUUGAUACAGAUGAAAAGUAUGAAUUUUCGGAGAAAUUGCUUGCUAUGCAAGAACAGGAAACAAAUGUUCAAGACUUUGCAGAAAUUGAGAAUACCCUAACUGUUGAACCUCUGAUCUGUGAUUAUGAAUUGGAAUUUCCAGUUCCUACUGUUCCUACUGUGAACAUCAUUGUUCCUCAACAGCAAGACCGAGCACUAAAAUCAAGGAUGAAUGAUUUCAGAUUCCCAAGGAAAUGUCGUCCUUUGCCCUUAUCAAUUACUAAUAGUUAUAAAACACGGAAAGGAGAAAAAUAUCCACAGACUAAUUUAGGAUUGACUCUACCUCGUGGAUAUUGCAGAUACCAUUUCAAUUCAUUGAAUGGCUGUGAGAAGCCAAGCUGUUGGUUUUCACAUGUUCUUAUAUCAAGAGAUGAUAAGCUUUGCAAUGAAAUAAUUAAGAAAUAUAUAAGCAUUGGUGACAUAGUUUUGCUGCAACGGGCAGUACAUAUACUCACAAAUUACUGCAAAAAAGGUACUGCUGUAUAUCACUUGGAUUCGCAAAUGUUCCAUGAUCUCCUAACAUCUUUGCUUCAGUUCCCUUUGCUGAAAGAACUUUUUCAUGUAAUACACACUGGCAUCAGGAUUAAAAUAUUACCAACUAUAGACAUUCUACUCAAAAUGUUUGAAGAAGUGGCUUCUAUGAAAGUAAAAGAGGCAGUACCUGAAUUAUCCGACAUCUUUUGUAAGCUUAUUGAUGCUGGAAUGGUUCUUGAAUGUGAACAUAUUAGACAUAUCACCAACUUAUUAAACCAGUUACAUAUUUCCAGUCAGGAAAUUACUAUGCUUACAUCCAGGUAUGUACUUUUUAAUAUACUUUUAAAACUUCAAAGGGAUAAAGUUUUGAAGUAUCAAUUAGAAAGACCUUUUCACGAAGCCAUCUUUUGUGAUUUUGACUCAACAGUAGCAGAAUUUAAGCAUUGUAAAGAAAAAAGUGACUGGGCUAAAUUGGGAACUUUGUAUGCUAAUGUGACGAGAGGGUGUAAAAAUGCUGAUUAUCUUGAAAAAUACUUGUGGCAUGUAGCCAGCAUACUAAUCAGUUCAGUGAAGGAAGAGAAGCCAGGCAUUCCAUUUUGUGAAUUUGCUGCAACAGUUAAUGUUGCUGGUCAUCGUGAUGAAAGAGACAUAUCUUCAUUAGGACAGAUUGGCAUUAGUGUCAUGUUUUCAUAUUACAAAAUACACCAGUGGUCAAAGGCCAAGAAGAUUCUGGAUGUGUUUCAUGAUUUAAAGAUAGACUUCACACUUCUUAAAGGAUUUUUUGAAUCAGAGCAAUCAGUAUCAAGAUGUCAAAUGGUUAAUGUUGCUGUGGAAAUCUUUCUCAAAUGUAGGAACCUUGAUGGAGUACUAUGGGUAUUGAGAG